AUGGGGGGCAGCGCCCGGAACCCGGGAGUCCUGCAAAGGGACGACGCCCCCAGCCAGUCUCCGUACCAGCGGUUAAGUCAAAGGAUGCUGGACCUUUCCGGGGACCGGGGCGUGCUGAAAGAUGUCAUCCGAGAGGGUUCUGGAGAGCUGGUGACACCGGACGCUACGGUGCUCGUGAAAUAUUCUGGGUAUCUGGAGCACAUGGACAAGCCUUUUGAUUCCAAUUGCUUUAGGAAAACCCCUCGGCUCAUGAAACUUGGAGAGGAUAUCACACUUUGGGGCAUGGAGCUGGGCCUUCUGAGCAUGCGGAGAGGAGAGUUGGCCAGGUUUCUGUUCAAACCGACCUACGCUUACGGAAUGCUGGGCUGUCCUCCCCUGAUCCCCCCAAACACUACCGUCUUGUUCGAGAUCGAGCUGCUUGACUUCCUGGAUUCUGCUGAGUCAGACAAGUUUUGUGCCCUCUCAGCCGAGGAACAGGAUCAGUUUCCACUUCAGAAGGUCCUAAAAGUGGCAGCUACUGAACGGGAGUUUGGCAACUACCUUUUCCGCCAAAAUCGUUUCUAUGAUGCCAAAGUGAGAUAUAAACGGGCCUUGUGGCUUCUCCACCGGCGGUCGGCACCCCCUGAAGAGCGGCACCUGGUGGAGACCGCCAAGCUGCUUGUCCUCCUUAACCUGUCCUUUACGUACCUGAAGCUGGAGCGACCCGCCGUGGCCCUGCGCUAUGGAGAGCAGGCUCUGAUCAUUGACCAGAAGAACACCAAGGCCCUCUUCCGAUGCGGACAGGCCUGUCUCCUCAUGACCGAGUAUCAGAAGGCCCGGGAUUUUCUUGUCCGAGCCCAGAAGGAGCAGCCCUUCAAUCACGACAUCAAUAACGAGCUGAAGAAACUGGCCAGCUAUUACAGGGAUUACAUGGGUAAAGAGAAAGAAAUGUGUCACCGAAUGUUUGCUCCUGGUGAACAUGGCUCUACAGUAGGAGAAAACUAA
Molecule: messenger RNA, 984 nt
Organism: Eubalaena glacialis (North Atlantic right whale)
Lineage: Eukaryota; Metazoa; Chordata; Mammalia; Artiodactyla; Balaenidae
Gene: FKBP6
Product: FKBP prolyl isomerase family member 6 (inactive)
Exons: 8
Coding region: 1-984 (327 amino acids)
Molecular function (GO): protein binding; peptidyl-prolyl cis-trans isomerase activity
Source: RefSeq, a predicted model, not a curated record